Xyrichtys novacula (pearly razorfish) is the source of this 212-nucleotide messenger RNA. NCBI's taxonomy places the organism in Eukaryota, Metazoa, Chordata, Actinopteri, Labriformes, Labridae. The record is from the annotation of a GenBank genome assembly.
AGCUCUGUGGUUCUCAUCCUGUGCGGACGCAGCUGAGCGAGACUCACUGGUGUUCAAAUGGACCAAUAGAGAUCCCGCUGGGACCAGGAAACAUGAAAUACAGUGAGGGACACAAUGGACUCCAGCACUACAAAUCCCCAAGGCUGCAGUAUCACUGGAACCUCUAUUGCAUUACCACUCAUUACAAAAACCCAACCUCAGGGCAAAACUAG